AUGCAUAACAUCAAGACUGUGAUUUACUUUAUGUGCAUCUUAACAUUUUUAGCUGUGCAUUGCAAUGCACUAAUAGGAAAAAAAUCUGGUCAACCUGCCAAGAAAGGUGGCUGUACUCGUCUUGGUGAAGUUUGUACUACCAGUUCCGAUUGUUGUGGUCAUGAUGAUCCUGAGAGUGGCCAUUGUGUUGUUUGUUAUAGUUUUUGGGCUAGUCUCACUGGUAGAGGUCAUGAAAAGUGUGGUUGUAGUUAUGGCUCUGUUACUGUUGAUCCGGAAACACAUCGUGUCAUCAGUAAUGUUUGCAAUGGUCCCGAUCGAUCUAGUAAUAGUGUUUGUCGUACACGUGUUGCUCCUCCUGGUGAUCGUUAUUAUCUUGGCAACAAGAUCUUUUGA
Rotaria socialis is the source of this 393-nucleotide messenger RNA. NCBI's taxonomy places the organism in Eukaryota, Metazoa, Rotifera, Eurotatoria, Philodinida, Philodinidae. The record is from the annotation of a GenBank genome assembly.